Messenger RNA from Drosophila navojoa, 2833 nucleotides. It is a transcript of the gene jeb, whose product is annotated as low-density lipoprotein receptor domain-containing jelly belly protein. Lineage: Eukaryota; Metazoa; Arthropoda; Insecta; Diptera; Drosophilidae. Gene Ontology annotation, molecular function: protein binding; transmembrane receptor protein tyrosine kinase activator activity. Gene Ontology annotation, biological process: positive regulation of MAPK cascade. The record is from RefSeq and is a predicted model, not a curated record. Gene Ontology annotation, cellular component: terminal bouton.
ACAAAAAUUAUACACAAUACAAGUUUUCUUUGCAUUUUUAUUAAACAAAUACACAAGAUCUGAGAAACGAACGAAGAUAAACCCAAGUGCCGUGCGUUCAGUUACUGUCUCCUUAUAUAGAGUAGGGCUAACGAUUUGGCAAGCGAAAGAUUAAGCCGGAAGCAGCCAACGGGAAGCUAUAAACGCAGCGAGCGGUCAGAGCUGAGAUUUUUAGGCAGCCGCAAGUUGACUUCCGUGCCAGCAGAGGCGUCGUGAGACAGGAGUAACGGUAGAGUACGCUGUAUUUUGCCGACGGCAGAGAUUGAACACAUACAUAUAUUUAUGUAUAUGUGUGCAUUGCGUGUGUGCAUACAAUAAUAGGCAGCAACUAGUGUUAGAGCCGUGUGUGUGUCGUCGUCGUCAUCUUCGUCGUCGUCGUCGUCUGUCAGCAACUCCGACAACUCGACAAAGGCCAACAAAGUUCAACAAACAACACGCCAGACACUUCAGUUGGACAAGUAGACAAUUGAUUAUUGAUUUUGUCUAAAGGCAACUUCAGAAACAAUAGGAGGCGCGGAGACCGCUGCAGCCAGUGUUGUGCAGUGUUAAGCGCUAAAGCGCGCAGUGUUGAGCAGCGAGCAUGAAGACUUACAAGCGCUAAGCGGCCAACACACACAAGCACACGCCCACACCCACAACAAUCAAAGUAAAUACUGCAAGUGAAAAAGGAAAGCAAAAGCAACAACAGCAGUCACUCUCCUUACUCUCCUCACUCUCCUCGCUCUAGCAGCACACCCUCUCUAUCUUUCACACACUCUCACUCACACACACACAGCGCCAACAUAAGCCGUCUAAUUGAGAAAGUGCGCCAAAGCAACAAAUCGAAAAUGUUCUUCUCGCUCGUACAGACCUUGGUCUGCGUGCUGCUCAUCAAUGGCGGUCUCUAUGCGCUGCAUCUGAGCGGCAACAGCGAGAAGCAGACGCCAGGCGCUGGUUCCAGUUCGGGCUCGGGAUCGGGCUCGAGCUCGGGCUCCAGCUUGCCGCUGAGCGGCGCUGGACAUGUGAGCGCCGGCGGCGCUUGGCAGCCGCAGCCGCAGCAGCAACUGCACCAGCAUGCGGGCGGCGGAGCGCCACCUGGCGGCGGGCUAGGCCAUGGGCAUGGCCAUCGUUCGGCCGCGGCGGCGGCAUUCGAUGCGACCACGGGCCGUUUGAACAAGGAAAUAGCGGACAUGGCGCAGCUGGAGCGCGAGCGCCUCAUGCUGCUCGGCCUGGCCAAGCAGACGGCCGAGAGUCCGGACACGCCCGCCGGCCACCAUGGCCGGCCCAUCAUAGCCGGACGCGUCAAGAUGCAGCCCAGCGAGGAGCUGGACGUGAGCGACUACUCCGCGCUGAUGCAGCAGGCGGCGCGCGAUCUCAUGUUUGGCAGCGUCCAAAAGCAGCCGCCGCCGCCAAUGGCCACCGACAUGGAUUACGAGCAGCUGCGCGAGCUGGGCCGGCGGCCAGUCAAGUAUGACUAUGGACGCGUUAUGCAGCCAUCGGAGCAUGAGCUCGAGGGCGACACGCUCUAUGAGCCGCUGCACGGCUUUGGAGACUUUGAUGACUUCUCGGAGCUGGAGCCGAACGGCGAGGAGCCGCAUGUGGGCGAGGAUGAGCUGCUGCGCGAGCUGGAUACCUAUCAGUAUCAUGGCCUCGAGGAGGAGCCCUCCGCGCUGCUGGACAACCCGUAUCGGCUGCAGGAGCAGCUCGAGUUCGGAGCGCCCGACACACUGCAAUCGCUGCUCGAGCAGCAGGAGCUGCAGCGCGAUGCGCCGGCCAAGUCCACCAACCAGAAGACGCACUCCAACAGCAAUUACAACAUACGCAUGCAGCAGAAGUGGGCCAGGAAGCGGGCCCAGCUGCCCAGGCAGCAGCAGCAGCAGCAACAGCAACAGCAGCCAGCGCUCCACCGCAACAUCUUCGGUCAGCACUUCAAGCAGCAGCGCGGCAAACUGGCCCUGGCCAACUCGGAGGCCACAGCCAGCAAGCACCUGAAGGCAGCCACGCGUUCCGGCGGCUCCAGCAGCAGCAGCGUCGGCAACGUGGAAAAGUCAGCGCAGAAUGAGAACGGCGACGCAGCGAAGAAGCAACUGCACGAAUCGUCGGCAGCAGCUGUUGGUGAUGCACAGCAGCAACAGAAGCAGCAGCAACAGUCGCCAUCGUCGUCGUCGUCAUCAUCAUCCUCAUCAUCAUCGUCGGCAUCGUCAUCGCAGCAGGAGCAGAACAAGAAAGAAUCGGAUCCAUCGCUGUUGCUUCCCAAUCAUAAGCGAUCUGGCAACGCUGCCAGCGCUGGACUAUCUGGCUAUACGUCGCCCCCAGUUUCCCACAGCAUUGCGAGCCAAUUGAUGCUGCGCACGGCGCGCGGCCAACGGCAAUACGAUGUGCCACAAAUCGAAUGCCCCACCGCAAUGGAUGGCAUGGAGCGGUUCGCUUGCCCCACACCGGAUCUGCAGGGACGCUAUCGUUGCAUAGAUGACCAUGUGUUAUGCGAUGGCUUCAUCGAUUGUCCGGAGGGCGAGGAUGAGGACAGAAGAUCCUGCAUGUUCUACAAGACGACGAAAGCUCAUUUGGAUGUGUUAGCGGAUGCGUUACUACGCUGGGCGCGGGGGCGUUAAGUCCACAUAAUACACACUCACACAAGCACACACAAACACAUGAUAGAAGAAACGACACCUAGAUAACCCACGUUAAACAUAAAUUACAAUUAGGUUUAUGCUACAUAUUUAACAUUAAGUUUAAACAUGAACAGACAUAACACACACACACACACACACACAUACACACAUAUUAACCACCCCGCCUGCCCACACAUCCAAAA